Molecule: messenger RNA, 852 nt
Organism: Sitophilus oryzae (rice weevil)
Lineage: Eukaryota; Metazoa; Arthropoda; Insecta; Coleoptera; Curculionidae
Product: prefoldin subunit 5
Exons: 4
Coding region: 104-580 (158 amino acids)
Biological process (GO): regulation of DNA-templated transcription; protein folding
Cellular component (GO): cytoplasm; prefoldin complex
Source: RefSeq, a predicted model, not a curated record
ACGACGCAGUUCUGAGAACGGGGCUUAACUGUCAGCUCAGUCUGUCAAAUUUGCCUUAAUUUUUUAGUGUAGUUUAUAAUUUAUAAUUGAAAAUUUAAGAAAAAUGGCACAAAUAUCUGAUGUGGAACAACCUUAUAUGAAACAAAUUGAUUUAACCACUUUAAAUCUUCAACAACUUUAUACAUUGAAGCAACAGCUAGAUCAGGAACUCAGUUUAUUUGAAGAAUCUCUAACAUCGUUAAAAUUGGCUCAAAACAAAUUUCUAACAUCAAACGAAACAUUACAGAACAUAGACUCUGAUUCAGAGGGAAAAGAUAUAUUAGUUCCCUUAACUGGAUCUAUGUAUGUUCCAGGUAAAUUGGUAGAUACAAAUAAUGUAAUCAUUGAUAUAGGUACAAGAUAUUAUGUAGAGAAAGAUAUAGCAGCAGCGAAAGAUUACUUUCAAAGAAAAGUCAAAUUUGUAACAGAGCAAAUGGAAAAAAUUCAAGUUUUAGGUCUAAAGAAAAGUAAGAUACGCGAUACAAUUGUGGAAAUAGUAGAAAUGAAGUUGAGUGAAGAAAACAACAGCACCAGAGCUUAGUGUUCUUACAGUUUUGAAUAUUUUUUUGGCAGAAUUUCUAAUCAUGUAUAGUGGUUAGAAGUUAAUUAUUAAUUUCUUAAAACUUAAUUUUAUUAAUUUCUUUUAAUUUUACUAAAAUGUGAUUUGUUGCAGGUAAUAAAUUUGUAAAGACAGUUUUAGCUAUAAACAUUAUUAUUUAUUUUUUAAAUACAAGUUACAUUUCUUAUAUUGCACUUUAUGUAGGAUGUAAUAUUUGUAUUAAAAUCAUGUUUGCAAUAAAAAAAUAUAUACAA